Molecule: messenger RNA, 37313 nt
Organism: Amoebophrya sp. A120
Lineage: Eukaryota; Dinophyceae; Syndiniales; Amoebophryaceae
Source: the annotation of a GenBank genome assembly
AUGGCGGCCAUGAGUUCCAACGGUGGGGCCGACAAAAACGCGGUGUUUGUCAAUGAGUUCAAGAAGGAGCUGACGAAGGAAAUUAUCGAGAAGGUCGCAACCAAGGAAUUAAAAGCGCAAAGCCAGAAGAAGUUCGACGGUACCACUGGUAAAGUAAUCGAAAACAGCAAGGAGACUCUCACAGUCGACGUUUCCGGGGUGAAAUCUAUCGGUUCCUCUCAACCAGCAAGUACCUUCCGCGGGAAGAUGGACUUUUCUCUCCCAGAAAAAUCGUCCGCGACUGCCACAACGGAUUGGCAGAAUUUGAUUUUAGACUCCGUUACGAACCAACCAACAGUUGCCGGGGAGGAAAAACUCGCGAAGAUUGUCCAGAAGGGGAUUGCGAACGGGUUAAGCGAGGCAACCGGGAUGGAAAUUGCGCACGAGCAGGUGUCGGUUUUGUUCUCUCCGGGUAGCAUUUCGUUGUACGCGCCGUCGGUGACAUAUGACAUUCCGGUGACGAUUAUGCAAUGUAAAUUUCCUGUACAUGUACAAAAUGCAUGACAAAUUUCGCUAACUUGCAGUGUCCAACUUGUCAUGCUAGACUAGGACUGAAGGCAAGUUUUGUCAUGCAGAGAUUGCAUUUGUACGUAACGUGUACGGUACAUUUACUGUGGAUAACGAUUCCGAAGGCGCAGUGGUUUUUGAAGGAUUCGAUUGACAGCUUUACCCCCUACUUGACGAAGAACAUGCAGAAUGCUGUGGAAGAAGAUCUGAGUGAAAUCGACGUUACCACGCAAAACGCCGAUGGCACAUCCACUACGACGAAAGUCGCGAUUUCCAACAAACCGGACAUGACAAACCCAAGCACCAGCAACUUGAAGACGUUUAAGGCCGCGCAGAAGUCCGCUCUGUCGUUCGCUCUGGAACUAGAACUCAAAGACGGAACUUCGUCCUGGCUCCCGUCUAGCGAUGGUAUGUUAACCCUCUGGAUCCAAGCAGCAACAAAAACCGCGGUUGGGGCAGAUCUCGGGUUGACGAAACCAACAGCCAGCAACGGCGCGACCAUCCCGGAUGCGCCGGAAGUGAAGAAUUCGGAGAUUCAGAUCGCGUAUUUAGGGAAGGGGUUGUCGGAAACCCAAGCGGCGCAGUCUGAUCCGAACGCGAAAUUGGAAAAGGCGAAAUUAGCUGUUUUGAUAACCGUUCCGAUCUCCGAAGAGCAGACGUAUGAUAAGAAAUUCUCCCAAGUCGCGGCUUCGUUUGCGGCUAAUAAUGCUGCGGACAUUGUUUCGAAAGUGAAGCAAUCGCUUGUUUCAACUUACAAUUUGGAAUUCGAAUCCAAAACGGAUGCUGGUGGGAAUGUCGUCGCGGGGGAACCGAAACUAUUGCCAGUGAUUCCCCAGUCUGAUGACCCGGCGUAUUUGGAUUUGGUCACGACGACGGACAGUUCGAGUAAAACGGAAGACAAUUUGCCGGUGAAAAAAUUGUUAGCCGGGAUUUCCUCCGCUCUGGAUUCUUCUUCCACAGUGUCCAUGAAGUCCAUGACGAAGCGAGGUAGUAGCUUUAUCGAGUCUGGGUCGAUCGAAAUCAAUUUGAACCAGCAGCCGGCGAAGAAUUUAACCACCGAUGCGGUUCUCCCCGGUCGAGUCGCUGUCGGGCCGGAUGAUAAAGAGUACUUAUCAUCUUCCCAAAUCCUCUCCGAUGCGCAGGUGACCCGGAUUUUCAAGCGGACCGUGACGGAGGCGCUGAAACUCACUCUGUACAAAGAGGUGAUAACCAAAGCAGAAGAAAAUAACGAGAAGGUGGACCCUACCGCGGUGUUCGCAGGAUCUAGUUCUGGUACAAUCACCGAAGACCAAAUCGCGAUCACUUGCUCUCCGGGCCGAGGUGGGGCGACGGAGAAAAGGGAGUUCAAGGUAUUAGUUUCUUCGAAGUUAUCCGCGGAGGUGAACACGAUUGUUACCAACGCUUUGACGAAAACGACGGCUACUGCGGCGACGAACACUGUGUUUAAAGAGAAGUUGGAAGAGCAGUUGACGUUAGUGGCGGAAGCGGCGAAAUCCAUCAACGCUUUUGUCCCUGCGGCCAAAGCUGUUGGAAGCACAUUAGAUGCGGACGGAAUUUCGUUGAACAACGUGGUGGAUGAAACCAAUUCUGCUGCCGCUGCGUUCGUGAAGGAAAUCUUCGGGACUGGUGAGGGGAGUACGAAAUCCUUCGCUUUUUCCUCCACUACCUUCGAGGACAACAAACCCGCAAAGCAAAUGUCCGCGACAGUGUCAGAGAUGAAACUCGCGAAAGUUGCGGUGGAUUCGGCGGUGACAACAGUGGAUGAUUCCAACGGAAAUACCGUGACGAAGCAGACCGGGCAACAGUCCUUCACGCCAGAACAGUACUCGGCUGCGGUGCAGAAGGCGGUUGCGGCCUCUCUCAAAGACGCAGCUGGCUUCGACCUCCAACCGGAGCAUGUGGUUGUGGACUUGUUGACCGAUGUGUUUGCCGAUUCGGAGGCAACGGGGGAUAGUACUGAAGAAACCGGCAUCGCGAUUUCCGUCCCGUUCGCCACGACCCAAGUGCAGCAGAUGUUAUCGAACAAACCCACUCCUGCCAGGGAAGCGUUCCUGAAAGUAUCAAAUGUAAAAAUGUCUGGGUCUGGAAGAAUGCAUGUUUGUCAUGCUUGUCUGGCAUGACUCUUAAAUCUGUCAAGCACGUUACCCAAGAGCUCCAUUUUUCUGUGAUGCAGAAGCGCAGUUUGUCAUGCGGAAUUGGCAACACCUAGAAGCUCAGAAACUUGUCAUGCUGAGCCAGCACUUGUGGCCUCAUCAUGAGACGCCACACAGCAUCACAAGUUUCCAGACCCAGACAUUUUUACACUUGAUAGAAAGCCGUGAAGAACAACUUGAACACAGUGCUUUCUACUCGCUUGUUAUGCAAGAAAAAAACUGUGUAAGUGUAAAUCUGUGAUGCAGAAAAUGCAAAACUGUUACAUUUGUCAUGCUUGACAUGCAUGAGCGGCUCCCUUCCUAGGUGUUUUCCCUUCCUAUCUGCGCAUGGCAAGUUUUUCCUGUCAUGGCAGACAAACUUGUGAUGCAGUUUUCCCAAAAGAGUUACACUAACACAGUUUUUUUCUUGGAUACUUGUCUGGCGGCAAAGCGGUGCCGGAAACAGCACAAGGGCUUGCAGAUGAAUCCGCGUUGUUCAAGUUAGAAACAAGUGAAGUGGAAGUGGCGAAAACGGUGGAAUCUACCGUCUCCGUCGAGUUGCCGAAGGCUUAUGCAAGAAAAAAACUGUGUAACUUUGUAAUGCAGAACAUGCAACAGAGUUACGUCUGUCAUGCCAGACAACCAUGAAGUCCUGUUUUCAUGUGUGUUUUCCCUUACAAGCCACGCAUGACAGGUUUUCGCUGUCAUGUAGAGCAAAUUUGUCAUGCUGUCAGCCAAGGAAAGAGAAAGUUACACUAACGCAGCUUUUUUCUUGGAUAAGGCUUUGACCGUGAGUUCCACUGCGGCGGAUGGGACGGUUACGACCUCCCAGGAGAACAUUGUCAUGACGGUGAAGGCGAUUGAAGCGCUGGUGCAGGAUUCUACUGCGAAAUCCAUCGCGAAGAAUCUGCUCGCUUCUGCUGGUAUUACUUCUCCCACCGCGGAACAGAUAGCGGAGAAAAUGCCGGCGUCGGAUGUGCAGGUUAAACUGGUUUUAACCGCAGCGGACGGGUCGUCGAUUCUGACCACUUCUGAUCAGGUUUCGAGCAAUUUGGAGGACGCGUACAAGCCGGGGUUUGAAGUCGUAAAUCUCGAUCCAGCAAAAAUGCCACUGCAGUUUGUCGUGUCUGUCCCGACUAGCUCGAAGAAACUGACAACUUCCGAGAUGGAUAAGAUCACGAAAUCUUUGUCCAAAACCGACACCACCGGGGAAAACUUGAAAUUUCAAACUGAAUUCCAGAAAUCGCUGCAGCCAUUAGUCACCGGCGAGGACCCAAAACUUAUCGAUCAAGCAACCCCUCUGAUCACCCCGAAAGUGGAGCAGGACACGCCGGUGGCUUCGCCUGCAAGCGGGCCGAAAACGGAUUUGAGCAAAUUGGAAAUUGUGCCUGGCGGAGUGACGUUCGUGGAGUCGACGAUUUCGUUCGAAACAGCAACCCCCGGGCAGUACACGGCGGACGACAUUAUCGCGAGUCUGAAGCCGCUGUUCGUACAAGGGACGAAUAAAAGGCUGAAAUCCUACGCAGAGGAUCAGAUCGCGGCUGCUACCGUUGUGGACACGGCGUUGUUGAAAGGUGAAGAGAAACCCGACGAGGAGAAUUUUCUCAAAUCCGAGGACGUCGCUUUCACGUACCUGUACAACACCCCAACCAGCUCUGAUCCAUCUGUCACAUCCGUCGACCGGCAUUUCCGGAUCACCAUGCAGUUAAAAUCCGCCACGACCGCGACAAUCGGCCGGGCCAUGGCUUUGGUUUCUCCGGACAGAACCGCAGUUGCCGGGAAGAAGGAAAUUUUGGAAAUGAUGAAGGAUUUGGCGGAAGCUGGGACGGACCAAGCGGUGAAGGAUAAGGUUUUACCCAUGAUCAAUUCCGGGAAAGUGAAAUCCAAACCAUCCCAGCCCGCGCAAACCCAGGGGAAAAUCAAACUGGAAUUCUCCAACGCGAACUCAGCGACUGUGCCGACUGAUUUAGCGACCGUGAAGAUUUUUGAUUCUACGAAGAUCCCGGUGAAAAAAGCGAUCGCUGUUGCUUUGAAGAAUUCUGGCGCAGCUAGCGUCAAAGAGGAGCAGAUCUUCUUCGACGUCUAUUCUGUCGUUGCCGGUGGGGACAGCACGAAACAAGAAAUCGUCUUGAACGUCGCGGUUCCCGCUGUCGGCCCGGAGGUCGCGAAAGUUUUGUCCGUGUCGACGGAUCAGGUGACUGUGGAUGACUCCAUCGCGAGCAACCCGGAGGAAGUGGAAAAGGAGUUGCUGAAAAGAAUCGACUCCGCGCAGGGGGUGACGGAUUCAAGUCGUUCUUUGGACUCUCAGAUUUUCUCCAAGCUGUUGAAGGACACUUUGAAUUCGGAAUUACAAAUAAUCGCUACCUAUGAAACGCAAAAAUGUCUGGGUCUGGAAACUUGUGAUGCUAAAAUGUUCAUGAUGAAAACACUUCCGACUGCAGUCCGGCAUGACAACUUCCCAAAACGCUUUCUCAUAGGCAAUCCCAAAACGCUUUCCGCAUGACAAAAGAGGCUGCGACUUUUGUUGGUUUUGCAAUACAGAUUUUCUAGGUAUGGAAAGCUAGCAUUACAAGUUCCAACCUUCCAGACCCAGACAUUUUUACAAUCCAUACUACCGCAGCGUCCGCAGCCAACCCCGAGUUCAAUAUCGCGAAGACCCAACCGGAGGGCAACGUGGUGGAGAGGAAAUACUUGGAAACAACUUUGAAAAUCGCUCAGAAUGCACAGGGAACACAGUUAACCCAGGCGGAUUUGUUGCCUAUUAUGCAAAACGCGAUAUCCUCUGCUUUGACCACCGCGGUGGCGGAAUCUGAUUUGGUUCAGAACACCGCAGCGGUGAAGGCUGUGCUCGAGAAGGAAAAAUCUGGUGCGAGUUCUUUGUCCGCGUUUGACGAGAAGUUGAAAUCGCUUCUGAGCUUUUCAAACAGCAACGUGACCGUUUCCUUCCCGAAAUCAGCGGAGGACGUGAAUGAGGUGAAAAUUUCCGUCCCGAUUGUUUCCGGUCCGGACGUGGACGUGAAAUUGUCUGAAAACGUGCAAAAAGCGAUGGAGAACGUGUUAGAUCCGACCUCGAAGGAAUUCAAGGACUUACUCCCGUUGAGAUUAGAGGUUUUGGGUGUGCAACUACCACCCCCAGACCCGUCGAAUCCAACACAACCGGCGGCUUCGUCCUUUGUCGUGACGGAAAAAGCGGUGGAAACGCCGACGAAAGCGACGGUUUCGUCCCCAGUGAAAGCGGAGGUGGCGUUUGUCCAGGCGGAAUUGAAGUUUGAUUUGGAUUUGGCGCAGUCUGCUGCUUCUUCCAUCGAGACAACGGAGAAGUUGGAAGAAGCGGUGAAAAAGGCGAUUGAGAAAUCAAUAAAAUCCGUCGUCGAAUCCGCAGUCGCGAAAGAGAAACAAUCAGCGAUCGCCGCGAAAGAGCCCGGUGCGGAGACGAAAACCAUCCCUGGCGCGGAUUUGGUUUUGGGGGAUGCAGCUACUGGCUCAGGUAAGCCGAAAAUCACUGCUGUGGUUUCCAAAUCUUCCUUCGGGAAAACCGAGAAGAAGGUGUUCUUGACCAUUCAGGUGGAAGAAUCCCAAGUCGCGACGGAAAAGUCGGAUGGAACGGCUUUGGUGCAGCAGUUAUUCACAGCAAACGCCGAGCCGUUCAACACGGAUUUGGUUCAAACCUUCAAGGAAAAAAUCCAAGAGGAGUCACAAGUUGUCGUCUCCACUCCAAAAUCCGUUGGCUUCGCGAAACCAAGCAGUCAGAUUCGCGGGGUUGCGAGCUUCGCUACGCCGAGUGGUACUGCUGCUUUGACCGCCACCCAAGUCGAGGAAUUAGCCGCGAAGUCGAUCGCUAAGGCUUUAACAACCGCAACGGGCACGGUUUUGAACGAAAACCAGGUGAACAUUUUAGUUUAUCCAGGUACAGCGGAGUUGAAACAGCCAAAAUUCAGCUACGACGUUCCGGUCACGGACAGCAAGGUCGAGUGGUUUGUCCAGGAUGCGGCAACUUCCUUCGCCCCCUACGUGAAAACUGCGGUCGAUGACGUUUUGGUGGAAGCGAGUUCUUCUUCCGAUCCAAUCGUGAAAGCGAAAUUCAACGGAAUUACUGCGAUUGAAGAGUCGUCGAUUAAAACAGUGGAGCGGAAGGAGGUGGAAGCGGAUUCGAGCAAAUUAGUUUCUUCCAACUCCGAAGAUGUUCUCGGGGAGAACGUUCUCGGUACGAAGAUUCUUUCUUUGGUUUUGAAUCUCCCGCUGAAAUCUGACGGUGCCUCGUCCUGGCUGCCGGAUAGUGAUGACAUGAUGAAGACGUGGAUGCAGGAAUCGACCAGGUCCGCGAUCAAGGCGGUCUUGGCUUCUAACUUCAAUGAAGACUUGGUUAACAGUGAGGACAUCUCCGUCGCUCUUACGAAAAAACUGCCCAAGAAGAACGACCCGAACAUCACGGCGGUUGUGGAUCUACCAGUAAUGGUCUCGAUCCCGAUCCAGAAACGGGCAGCAACUUCCGCCACAACCUUCACGGUAUCCACAGUAAAUUUCCUGUACACGUACAAUGCAGUCGCUGGAUGACAAAACUUGCCUUCAGUCCUAGUCUAGCAUGACAAGUUGGACACUGCAAGUUAGCGAAAUUUGUCAUGCAUUUUGUAAAUGUGCGGGAGAUUUGUAUUGCAUACACGGCGUCGCAAGUCUUCACUGCUUUGUCUGCUUCUGGUUCUGCUUCUCUCGUUAUGACAGUGCACAACUCCCCCUUGCCCUCAUUUGUCAUGCAAAAAUCCAAAUCCAGUUGCUGCCUUGUGGCACUGUUUGCAUGACAAAUUUCGAAAGCCCAAACAGUACUGAGGAAGGUACAUAAGUUUGUCAUGCACAGGGUCCACCUGUGCUGGUGUUUGUAAUGCUGUUGAUGCCAUACGAACGAGGGGGGGGGAGUUGUGCACUCUCAUACUCGUCACCAACAUCAAACAAUCGUUGACCACGGAUUACAAUUUGGAAUUCGACACAACCAAUAAUGCUGCUGGGGUAACUGUCGAAAUACCCGCUGAGGAGUCGAAGGAUACGAAAAUCGCGCCGGAGAAAUCCUUGAUCGAGGGCGGCAAAGCGGUCUUCAUCGAAGCUUUGAUGGACGCUGAAGUGUCUUUCGACGUCGAUAGUUUCGUCCAGAAAUAUUUGAAGGAGAAAAUGAAUAAAGACAUCACGCAGACCGGGGUGAAGAAAACGCCAACAGAUGUUUCCGCAGCAUUAGCAGCCCAUGACACCCUUAUCGCGGAGAAGAUCAUGAAGAAAUCAGUUUUCUCCGCGAUCAAAAAAGCCUGCCCGCUUUUGGCUUCUGGCGAUGACGUGAUCUUUACCGAGGAGAACGUCGCGACGACCGUUUCUCCUUCUUCCGGGUCGAAAAAAGCGGAUGGUAGUGGGGCGAAAGAGACCAGGACCGUUUCGAUUGUUCUUCAUGGUGAUUUCUCCGCUGCGGCGAUGAAGGAGGUCUUACAGGCGUUUGAGAAGCCGGGGGAGACUACAAGCUCCGCUGGUUCUACUUUUACUACCGAGUUCAACACGCAGAUGCAGUCGAUUUCUUCUUCCACAAACGUGACUGAAGAGCUGAAGAUGUCCACCAUUGAGUACAAGGAGAACGCGAACCGCGAGCCGCCGAAGCAGAUCGCGCAGACAGAAUCGGAGAUUUCCUUCACGAUGUCGGAAGCCGCUUCUAACACUGAAGUGCAGAACUGGGUGCAGACCGCAGUAGCAAACGCGAUGAACGAGGCGGCGGGGUUAGAGAUGACGAAGACGCACGUGUCGGUGCAGGUGAAGACCGACACGAGUAAACAACCAGUCGUGAAGAUUUCCGUCCCGUUUGCGAGCAAAGUGGUCUCGGAAAUGUUUUCCUCAACUUCGAAGUCCAAAGCGAAGGACAGAUUUAUGACAUUAGUGAACGCGGAAUUAACGAAAGCGGCUCAAACGAAAAAAGACGGCACAGCAUCUAAUAUCAACAUCUCCCCAUCUGGUGUCGCGAUUCAAACAUCGGACGCGAAAGCAACGAGAUUCCUCGAAACGGAAGUCGAACUGGCGGUAGAUCGGUCCGGUGGCGCAGCUACGGCGAACAAAGUGCCUAAUGAAGAAGCUUUGUUCGCGUUAGCUCAAACUGCUGUCGCCAGAUCCUUGAAGAAAGCGGGUGUUACCGUUGAUCCGAAACAGGUUUCCAUCCGGUUCAUCUCCAAAGCGGCGGACGCGGCUGAUGCCACUGCAACCACUCCAUUGACCUACAGCUUCAAGAUCACCACCGCCGUUGAUGAUUUCACCUACACGGAACAACAGCAGAAGAUCAUUGAGGACCAGUUCAGCAAGUCCAAAGCGGUGGAGUCCGCCGCUUUCGUCGCGGAAUUUGCUUCGAAUCUGAAGACUCUUGGUGUCGCGGACUUCGCGACGACCCCGGAGGUGAAGAAGGAAGUGAAAAAAGCGGCAACAAGUGCUGAGACGGAUUUAACCCCGAUAGCGGACACAUUGCCUGGGGGGAUUGCGUUUGUGGAAACUAGCUUCUCGGUGGAGACGACGGAUUCCACGACUUACAGUGCUGACCAGCUGAUCGAAAAAUUGAUUCCCGCGAUGGCGAAAGCUUCCAGCAAAACUUUACGGAAGUUCGUUGCCGAUUCCGACCCGGUGAAAUAUCCGAAUGGGGUUUCCGACGUCCCUGCGGCGGUGACAGUGCCGGAAACGGCGGUUGGGCUGGUGUUUUUGUACGACACGCCGGUUGCAGCCGGUUCUGCAGCGAGAAACCGGAACUUCAGACUAACAGUCCAGUUGAUCGAGGUCCCGGCGGGGGUUGCGGGGAACAUGAUGGGGGUGACCAGUUUGAACCGGAAUGAGCUGUGGACAGAGGUGACACAGCUCGCGACCGAUGGUGACGCAGCAGCUCUCCCGUCUGACAUUACUUCUCCAAAGUUCAUCGCGGACGCGAAGCAAGCAUCCCAAACCCAGGCGAAGAUCAAACUCACUUUCGACAACGCAGCGACGCCAGCAGACUUAGCCGCGCCAGGCGUCCAAGCUUCCAUCAAGGAGGGCUUCGCCCAGGCGUUCAAGGAGGCUGGUGGGGCGCCGUUGAAGAAGGAGCACGUGUUCAUCUCCAUUCACGAGAAAAAUGCUGCUGGAACCGAGUACACGUUCAACUUCGCGGUGCCGACAGUUUCCCAAGCUGGGACGGCUUUGGUGAGUCCCUCAGGAGGUACCGACGGCGAGAUUUUCGGCUCGAUUUUGAAACAGAAGACCAACACGCUUUUAACUAACGCUGGGGUUAGUUCGUUUGCCGUCACGACGAUUGCGAAUACGGAAGAAGCGGUGGAAAGGACCUAUUUGACCACGAAAUUAUCCUUACUCCCGCAGGCUGGGGGGAGUGCGAUGAAACAAGCAGAUUUAUUACCGAUUCUGCAGAAGGGGAUUGGGAAUGCGUUGUCGACGACCACGACGGAUUACGUGCCUUUUACCAGAUCCAAUAUCACCGUUUCCUUCCCGCAGGACCCGAGUGAUGCAACUACUGGUGGCGGCACUUCUGAAGUCAUCAUCUCCGUCCCGUUCGUCUCCGGUACGGAAUACGAUACGACCCAAAUCGAGAACGCAAAGAACCAAGUGAAAUCGGUUUUAGACCCCACUUCCGCAGACUUCGCGUCGAAACUCCCAACGAGAUUGGAGGCGCAGGGAGUCGCUUUUUCCGCUCCAUCCGAUACGGAUUUAGCGGAGCUGACCAAGGUUUCCGAACCCGCGGCGCCGUCGAAACCCGCAGCGACGGUUUCGACGUUGAAGUCCCGAACUGCGUUCGUCCGCGCGGCGAUUUCCAUUCCAUUCGCCGAUGGUGCGAACGAAUUCUCGACGGUGAAGAUGGAGGAAAUUCUAGAGCAGGCAAUUGCAAAAACCAUCGCGGAAGAUAAGAAUGUGUUAGAGGCCGGGUUCGGUGAGGCAGAUCUCGUCAAGCCAGAUCAGGUCACUUUGGUGAUGUCCCAAGCUUCCGAGGGGAGGAAAACGAAGGAUUUCGAGAUCACGGUUCAAAUACCGGAGACAGAAACUUCUUCCCGCGUGUCCGCGCAGAUUGUGUCGAUUUUGAGCAAGAACAACGCGAAAAACACGGAAUUUGCGAAGUCCUUCGCAGUUAAAGCGGAGGAGAAAUUGGAGGAGGAGUUACUCGCAAGUGACACGACGGGGACGCUGACGAAAGAACUAGUCAAACAAAAAAUCAACUUCAGCAAAGACGCAACCACUGGCGUACCACUCGUCGCGUCGAAAACCGUCGCGGCGCCGGCGUCGCAACUCAAGGGUGACAUCGGGUUCGCGAUAAAUGCUGGGGAAGUGUUAACCGAUGAGCAAGUCACCACUGUCGGAAAGAAGGCGAUCGCGGCCGCUUUGACGAAAGCGACCGGGACGCCGAUUUCCCCCGAGCAGGUGUCCAUCAUGGUGCAACCAGGUUCCGUAUGAGAGUGCACAACUCCCUCUCCCCCUCCCCCUCAUUUGUGUUGCAUGAGCAGCAUGACAAGAGCUCGCAAAGAUGCAGCUUUUGCAUGACAAAUUUCGUAGAGGAUUGUAGUGCUGCUUAGGAUUCCCAUUCCGGAAUCUGUCAUGCAAACAGUGCUAACAGGCAAACGGUGGAUUUGGAAUUUUGCAUGACAAAUGAGGGGGAGGGGGAGUUGUGCACUGUCAUACUCCGCUGCAUUACAAGUUCCGGGCUUUACCUACGACGUGCCGAUAACCGAUUCCAAAGCGAAGUGGUUCUUGCAGGACGCGCCGGAGACGUUUAAACCGUAUUUGGAAGCGGAAUUGAAACAACUAGCAGCGAGCGAAUUAACUCCGGCGAGGACAGUAAAUGACAACAGCCUGACGGUUGCGAAAGCGCUGAAUAAAGCAGCGGUGUCGUUUGAAAUGGAGCUGAAAUUGGUCGACGGCGCGAACUCGUGGCUACCAUCAAGCGAACAGAUGCUGAACAUGUGGAUCCAGUCCGCGGCGAAAUCGGCGGUGGAAAAAGUCGCCGGGGUGACGCAGGGAUUGAAGACAACACAGAUUUCCGUCGCGUUUCUCGGUGCGACAUCGAUCCAGCCAGGCGCGACUUCCGCAACUGUGCCAGUGCAGGUGUCUGUGCCUCUGACUGAGGGUGCGAUGGCUAGUGACAGUUCUGUCACGUUUGAAUCCAUCACGACAGCUUUGAAGGAGAAUUCCGCUGCGGCUUUAGUUUCAGAAGUGAAAUCGGUUUUGGAAACCACCUACAGCCUAGAAUUCUCCGCACCCCCAACAGUUACUGCGGAUGAAAUCGACACGAGCAAGGAUUCCGCGACGAAGCCACCACCUUCUCUCAACAGCAAAGUCUCAUCUGACGGAACGGUUGUUACUGCUGCUGGUGCAUCCGCUCCAACUUACGUCCGCGGUGAUUUCGAAAUGGAACUAACCCUGUCCAACGACGUGAUCGACACAGAUUCCUCUGACGGCUCUACCAGUUUGAAACCAUCUGCAACAGUCGAUCCAGACCGGGAGGUGAAGGAAGUGUUACGAACUGCGGCGUUCAAUGCUUUGAAAACCCAGGUUUCUGCGUUUAAGGAUCCGAAAUCGAUUUUGAAGUUUGAAAAAUCCAAUGUCGCGGUCAUCGUCUCCCCUGCUUCGGGCGUGAAGACGGAGAAGAGGACUCUAUCCGUCACCGUCCACGGCGACUACCCGGCGGAAGUAAUCAGGGAAAUCAACGACGCAUUUUCCGCCACUUCCGUCACCCCGGAUGCGAGUUCUGAAAUGGCGAAGAUCACGGGGUCGACGACCCCCGUCGCCGAUCGGUUCAGAACCGCGUUGGUGGCGGAAGCGGGAAGCACCGCGACGAGUGAAUCGAAGAAAUUUUCCUUCGGGUCUUCUGCUACUGUCGUUGGGGAUGGGCCGAAGCCGGUUUCCACUACGCAAACCACAAUUUCCUUCCCGGAAGCACUGGUGUACCAAAACCAAACAAGUGGUGCCCAACCCGACCCGAAUGCCGCGCCACCGAGCAACGAUUUGGUCGAGUCCUGGGUGAAGGAAGCGGUCGCCGCGGCGGUGAGUGAUGCGGCGGGGCUGGAUUUGCUCCCCGAGCACGUUUCGGUCGUCGUCACGACCGAUAACAGCAACAAGCCGUCGGUGAAGAUUUCUGUUCCGUUCGCAAAUCAAGCGGUGAGCGAGAUGUUUUCUGCGGCGCCAAGUGCGAAUAAGGAGAUUUUCCUGAAUGCUUUUGAGCCGACGUUGAAGAAGGUGGCGGAAAAAUCCGAUUUCGUCCUUCCGGUGGAUCUAUCAAAUGUAAAAAUGUCUGGGUCUGGAAACUUGUGAUGCUGGGCGGCGUCUCAUGAUGAGGCUACAAAUGCUGGCUCAGCAUGACAAGUUUCCGAGCUUCUAGGUGUUGCCUAUUCUGCAUGACAAACUGCGCUUCUGCAUCACAGAAAAACGGAGCUCUUGGGUAACGCGCAUGACAGAUUUAAGAGUCAUGACAGACAAGCAUGACAAACAUGAAUUCUUCCAGACCCAGACAUUUUUACAUUUGAUAGGAUCCCACUACCGGGAAGAGCAAAAUGACUUUCGCUUCCGCGGAGUCCACCUCCUACGUGAAAACGACGAUCCAAUUGAAGGUCGACACGAGUAGUGGGACCCAACCGUUACCAGAUCAAGAUGCUCUGUUCAUUCUCGCGCAGACCGCGGCGAGCAAAUCGAUGGAGAAACUCGGGUUGAGUCAGAAGAUCUCCUCGAAUCAGUUCGUGAUUCAAUACACUCCAAUACGACAGUGCACAACUACUCCCCCUCCCCCUCAUUUGUCAUGCAAAAUCUCAAAUCCAGUCGCUGCCUUGUGGCACUAUUUGCAUGACAAGUUGUGGUAGCCCAAAUCGCACUACACUCCAGCGUAAAUUUGUCAUGCAAAACCCACACUCUUGCUGAUGCUUGUGUUGCCGUUCAUGCUAUACAAAUGAGGGGGAGGGGGAGUUGUGCAAUCUCAUAUCCAACCACCAACACGGCGACCGGCCCGACCGGUGGGGAGCAGACGUAUGAUUUCGGAAUUUCCGUCGCGUUACCCUCCACCGUUUACUCCGACGCCGAUGUCGCGACAGUGACCAAGGCGUUCAACAAGGACGACAGUAAAGCAGUAGAAUUCAACACCGGCUUCACUGAUUCGUUGAAGACCCUCGGUAUCACGCAGUUCGCGGCGGAGCCAGCUGUGAAGGAAGUUGCGGUGAAAUCGGUCGACAAAAUCGAGACGGAUUUAACCCCCAUGGAAAUCGUCCCCGGUGGUGUUUCCUUCGUCGAAUCAGAAUUCCACGUGGAGACCGUCGAUACGAGCUUGUCUGGGGAUGAUUUGAUCGCCAUUUUGAAAUCCAAAAUCGCUUCGGGCACUGGAGCUUUGUUGACGGAUAUCGUUGGUUCGGCUACGACAGUUGCGGAGUCCGCGAUUGGAUUGGUUUAUUUAUACGAUACGCCAGUGUCCGCGACAAGUACAGCUUCGCAGAGGAAUUUCCGCAUGACAGUCCAGCUCGCGGCGGUGCAAACGUCUGUGGUUGGCUCUGCUCUUGCUGUUUUGUCAGAUUCCCGAGAAGAUUUGUGGAAGAAAAUCUCUUCCUCUGGUAGUCCUUUACCAGCGACUGUUUCCAAGCCGAAAUUCACUAGUGAUGCGAAGCAAGCGUCGCAAACACAAACGAAAAUCACGAUCACGCCGAAAGAUGCUUCUGACGCUGGAGUGGAUAAAGCAGUAAUUCAAUCCGCGGAAUUCCAAAAAGCGUUCAAUAAGGGGUUUACAUCGGCUCUUCGCGAAUCCGGUGGCCCGGGAUUGACGGAAAGCCACGUGGUCACGACGAUUCACAACUACGAUAGCGCGACGAAAGCGUAUACUUUGAACGUCGCGUAUGCUUCGAUGCAAUCUGCAGCUUCCAACAUGCUGUCGAAGUCCAAGGGCGGAACUGAUUCGGAAAUCUUUUUGUCACUCUUCCGCACGAAGUUCAACCAGGAAGUAACCGCUACACCAAUCACCGGUCUGGCGAAUGUUGCGGCGACACCGUUGGCCGUUGCGGCGGACGCGAUUGAAAGAUCGUACGUCGAGUCGAAGAUCAGCUUGAAGCAGUCUGUUGCUGCUUCCGACACGUCGAACUUCAAGCAGAAGCAGGAUUUGAUCCCGAUCUUGCAGAAGGCGGUGUCCUCCGCGUUGACUUUAUCGGUGGAUCCUGCAGCGUCUGCCACUGGCGCCGCUGGUGCUGCUGCUGGGACAAUCCCGCGGAGCUAUUCUGAUAGUAAAGUGCCGAACAGCUUCUUCAGCAAAUCAAACAUCACAAUCUCCUUCCCGGUGGACUCCACAACAGACGCAACCAACGCAGGUACUGGGACUGUUAUCAUCUCCGUCCCGGUCGUUUCCGGUCCGGGGGUUGAGUCGAAAGUAGAUGCCGCUGCCGCGCAGAAGGCGAAGGACCAGAUUUUGUCGGUGUUGGAUCCCACAACCACCACUUUCGCGGAGAAACUACCGACAAGAUUGAACGUGCUGGGAGUUAGUGUAACAGUCCCACCUCCACCAAAGCAAGGUGAUCCGCCACCGGACCCGGCGAACUUGCCGUUCGCGGUUGCGGAGAAGCCGGAACCUUCCGCGCCGGUUGUGACGGAAUCGACCGUGAAAUCGAAAAUCACUUUCGUCUAUGGAUUGCAAACAUGUCUGGGUCUGGAAACUUGUGAUGCAAGGAGGGGAAUAGUGAGCACACUGUAAUGCGCUGCCAAGCAUGGCAAGUUUCUCCGUGACCGUGGUUCAUCUGAGUUGCGUACUCCGCAUGAGAAGCUCCACUUUUGCAUGACAGACAAGAAGAGCUCUUCGCGGCCACGCAAUACAGAGCUGAGAGUCAUGCCAGACUAGCAUGACAAGUCUCUGAAUCUUCUAGACCCAGAGAUAUUUGCAUUUGAUAUCGUCCAGGCGAAGUUGAAAUUCACGGUGGAGGAGCUGAAGCGGAUUGUGCAGGAGCCUGUGGUUGAUUCCACCACUGGGCAACAAAUCAUCGACCCGGUAACCAACCAGCCGAAAACAAAAGCGAAGGAAUCGUCUAUCGUCUUCACGGACGAGGAGUUGGAACAACUUUGCGCAAAAGCGAUUGCCAAAGCUUUAUCCAACGACCCGGGCGUACUUGACGCGGGUUUCGGGCAAGUUGAUAUCAUCGACAGUAAAACCGACGUUGCGGUUAUCGUGUCCGAGUCUUCCUUCGGGAAAAGCGAAAAGGAGAUCGAUUUCACGGUUGGGGUGAAGGAAACGAAAUCCCAAUCCGCUUUGUCGACACAAGUUUUGUCGCUUUUGUCCACCGGAAACAGCAAAAACGCACCUUUCUUAUCGAACGUUUUGGAAACGAAAUUGGUGGAAGAAAUGACAAAAACUGCGGAGACGAAAGUUGUUGCGAGUGGAGGGAGCAAAGAGGAAGUGAAACUCACUCUGAAACAAAACUCCAUCAACUCGGGGAACAAAAUCGCCGAGCCCGCAACCUCGCUCGAGUCCAAAUUUUCCUUCGACGUCACACCCAUCGAGCCGGUUUUGUCGGAUAACGAAGCGACAAUUCUCGCACAGCAGAUGAUCGCGAAGGCGGUGAAGGAAGCGACGGGGAGACAGGUGAAGCCCGAGCAAAUCGCGGUGACGGUUGGACCUGGUUCAGCUGCGGUGGGUAAACCGGAUAUUAAAUUCGUGUUACCCGUGGCGGAUGAGAGGGUCAGGUGGUUCUUGACGGACAGUGCAAAAUCCUUCGAGGAAAACUACUUGAAGCAAGCUGCAGAGACGACACUAGCGGCUGCCGACACGUUGCUCCCUGUUGAUCCAUCCACUGGCGCUGCCGCGCCGAAGAGAACAACAUCCACCGUCGGGUUGCAGGCCGGCACAGACGCGAAGCAGAACACAUUAGUUACGAUGCGGUUGAGUUUACCUUUGACCAAAGGCGCUUCUUCUUGGCUGCCGGAAUCGGAAGCGAUGCUCUCCUCCUGGCUCCAGGGCACCACGAAACAAGCGGUGCAGAAGUUGACCGGGAUUACAGAUUUCGAUUCUUCUGCCAUCACUGUGGUUUUAGGCUCUUCUAUCGACGCUUCUUCCGGGUCAGCAACAGUCCCCAUCCAGGUUUCCAUCCCGAUUUCCGAAUCCCAGCUCUCCGUCGCCGCCGACGCCUCGACCGCCGCGACCAAAGCGGCUUUUGAGGCGGCGGUCAAUGCGAUCAGCGCCAACGCGGCCGCGGAUCUGAAGGCGGAAGUGAAGAAUGUGUUGGAAACAACCUACAAUCUAGAGUUCUCCGGCCCGCCGGAAGUGACGGAAGAGCCGAAAGCGGUGGAGGAAUCGGUGGUUUUGAAGAAAGAGUAUCAACUGCAAAUAUGUCUGGUUCUGGAAACAGGAAACUUGUGAUGCAGAAUUGUGGAUGACUGAAUAUUUGCCAAUGCAGCCAAGCAUGACAAAUUUGCAAAACGCUCUCUCAUGCUCAGUCCGCAUGAGAAACUGCGCUUUUGUAUGACCAAAGAGGGCGUCUUUUUUGUUAGUCAUGCAAUACAGAUUUUACGGGAGUGUAGGAGUAGCAUUACUUCUACGAGUUCCAUGCUUCCAGACCCAGACGUUUUUGCAUUUGAUAAAGAGCCAUCCAUUGCGAAGACCGCAUCGUAUGUGGAGGGUUCGUUCGCGAUCAACGUGCCACAGACGAUCGACACGAAGAAAUUACAAACAGUUUUGAAAAACGCCGUGAUUUCCUCCUUGGAUAAAACCGUCGAUGCUUUAAACGGGGAAACUUCCACUCUCACCCAGGUUGCGGUUUCCGUCUCCCCUGGGCCAGAUACCAGGAACGAGGACGCGGUGAAACAACUCGCAGCAACGACUACGAACGAGGAUAGAGAUGUGAAAAUCACUUUAUCAGGUGAGUUAACCGCGGACCAGGUGGCGCAGAUCGUGGAGGCAUUGAGUUCGUUAUCCGAUGAAGCGAAGCAAGCGACAGAUUCCACUACGGAUAGCAAGGCUUUGAAGAAAGCAAGGACGUUCGCAAGCACUUGGGUGGCGGAUUUGACAGCGUUGGACACGGCGGAUGAUGACAUCAAACUCAACACAGCAGUAACUUCCUCCGAUGGUUCCACUUCUAUCGUGAAACAAACGUCCACCGCGAAGCAAGUUUCGCAGACCGAGUCGAGCCUGAAACUGGUUCUGAAACCAUCCACUGGGGUGAAAGACGCGACAACUGGAAUUGCGCCGGUGAAAGACGGCGAGCCAUUGACGGAUGUCGCUGCUAUUCCGAGCAAUGAUGUGAUGGAAGACAUCACGCAGGAAGCGAUUGCGGCGACAAUUAACCAAUUAACCGGGUUGGAUUUGACACCGGAGCAUGUGUUUGUGGAUUUGAAAACGGAUCACUCUGCUGAGCCGGAGUUGUCCUUCACAGUCCCAUCCGGGGACGACACGGUGGCGAAGUUCUUGUCCAAGCAGGAUAAGAGUGGGAGGAAGGAGCAGUUUCAGCAGUUACUGCAGCAGAAGAUUGCGGAAGUCAUGGCGGUGAAAACGAGCACAAAUAUCACCAUCUCCACCGCUCCGGAGGAUGUGGCGAAAAUGGUGACGAAGGAAUCCGCAGGGUCCACUUCGUAUUUGAAAACCACCAUGGACUUCGCUUUACCAGCGGGUUCGGAAGCCUUGUCGCAAGAAGCGCUGUUCGCGCUUGCGCAAACCGCAGCGGCGAAGGCUGUGAAAGAGGCGGCAGGAACAGCGACUGUCGUUGAAAUCCCGGCGAACCAAUUUUUCGUCAGGUACACACCAGGUAGUACCAACACGAACUUCGGGUUGGAGAUUUCGGUCGCCAUGGAUUCGGCGGAUUAUUCGUCUGCGCAGAAACUGAAAGUGGAGAAGGCUUUUUCGAAACUCGUUUCGAAGAAAACAGUGAAUUUGACCACCGGAGAAGAAACAGUCACCACCGAGUCUUCCGCGGAAGCGAACACUUUCGCCUCUGCGUUCACGACGCAAUUGACGAAUCUAGGUGUUUCUACCUUCGAAACAGCCCCUGCAGUCACAACGGAAAAAGCGGAAGUUUCGGUCAAACAAGCAACAACCGAUCUAGUUCCGGACGACACGGAAUCGCCCGCGCCAGGUGGGCUGAUUUACGUCGAGUCGGAAAUCUCCAUCGAAACGCCAUCAGCGUCUGUGCCGUUUUCUUCCGAUGCGGCCGGGGCGGAUGAGCUCGCCGUACAUUUACAAUCCGCAGUCUCAGAAGCGGUGAACACGAAAUUUUUAUCCGGCUUCACCAAUGAAACUGGUAGUAACCCCGCGGUGAAGAAAGAGCAGGUCGGCUUGACUUAUUUGUACAUGGCACCAGUCGAAGUCGGGUCGGAUAAACGUGUUCGGGUGUAUAGAGCAACAGUGCAGGCACACAGUCUCACCACCGCGCAGAUCGGGACUUUAACAACUGCCAUGUCCGAGCCAAAGAAGGAGAAAUUUUCCGAAACUCUGGGCACGAUUUUGACCGAAAAAUCCCAUCCAGCGACUGGUGGGGAUGCAAAGCUACAGCAGGUCUCGAACCCGAAACCGACGAAAUUGGCUUCGCAGUCGUCGCAGACGCACUUCCGCUUGGAGCUGCAAUUGGAGAAUGCCAUGACAAAAUCCGAAGCGGAAGCGGCUGUAAUCUCCGGUUUGCAGACUUCGCUAAAGGACACGUUGUCUGAAGUCGGUGUAGCCCGGUUGUCCAAAGAGCACAUCCACAUCAAGUGCGAGCCGGAGUCGACGUUUAUCAACGAGCCGAGCAAAAUCGGAGAUGCAACCGCGACUACGAAAAAGUGGACCUUUUUCGUCGCUUUACCAACCUCUGGUAAGACGAUAACCACCAUGGUGGAGGAAUUCCAAACAGAUUCCGCUAACAGCAACAAGAAGACGAAGCCGCCAAACCCGGACGCGGAAAUCUUCACGACAAUUUUGACGAACAAGCUGAAGACGAAUCUUGCUGCGGACACUUUGUCCACAGACGCUUCUCUGGCGAAGGAGUUGUUGACCGUGCCGGUCACGAGUAAGGAAAGAGUUUAUCUCCAAACGGAGAUGGCUUUGUCCAUCGACGUGACGCCGAGUGAAUCGCUUGAUGACGCAUUGAAUGUGAAGAACACUGGGGAUUUAUCCCCCGCUUUGCAGGCUGCGGUGGCUUCCGCUUUGAAAUCUGCGAUGCCGGAGGGCGAGGAUUUGACACUUCGGUCCGGCGACGUCGCGGUGCAGUUAUUCCCGGAAUUGCCGAUCAGACAGGAUACUUCUACCACGCCUCCGACUCUAACCCAGUCGGUUCGGGUCGCGGUUUCCAUCCCGUUAGCUGUUGCUGGCGGAUCGGAGAAGGCGGCGAACCGGUUGCAGCUGUUGAUGUCCAAAACCGCAGCGGAAUCGACGGAUUUCCUGACGAAACUGGCACCGAGGUUGGAGGUUCGGGGUGUCAACUUCGAGCAAACCGCUGUUGCUGACAGUGGAAGCACAGGCUCUGGUGCUGGCGCAGGAGCCGCAACAGUGCCCGGCCUUGCGGUCACGACGGAAAACGCAGCCAGGUCCGAAGUCGCUUCCACCGAAACCACUACGAAGGAUAACGUCAACUUUGUCCAAUCCGCUCUCCAAAUCUCCAUCGGCAACGCUGGGGUUCCAGCCAAGGAGAUGCAGCUGAUUCUCUCCAAAGCAAUCGCCGAAGCGGUUUCUUCCAAUUCCGCAAUUCAGGAGGCGGCGGGCGGCGAUUCGUCCGCGAUCACGAUGAAGGAUGUUGGGGUCGUCGUUUCCGCGAAAUCGAAACUCACCGACCAGAAGGAAAUCUUCGUCACCAUCGCUUCCCGGGAGACGCAGUCCUCGACCAAGAUUCAAGCAGCAAUUGCUUCCCUGUUCUCCUCCUCUUCUGAAAAGUCUUACCAGCUCGCGCAGUCGUUCGAGGAGAACGUGAAGCGGAUUAUCACGGUUAACGGCGGAAUUACCAACCCAGAAGCGAACAAGCAGAAAUACGCUUUGGCGGAAAUCCGCGGCGGCGCGGUGCAGUCAGUAGCGGCGAUCCCGGCUUCGAUGACGAGCGGCAGAGCGCAGUUCAGCUUCAACUCGGAACCAAAUAUCGACGACAGCAUGACAAACGAGCAGCAGGAAGAAGCGAUCAUUAAGUUGAUCCAGCAAGGGUUUGCAAACGCUUUGGAAGAAGCUUCUGGUAUGGGAAUCCAGCCCGAGCAGGUGUCGAUUGUUCUCGAUCCGGAAUCGGUGAAACUACGACAGCCGACUUUUUCGUAUUCUGUGCCUUUAUCGGAAUCUCAAGUCUCCUGGUUUCUAGAUGAGGACACGAACAAGGACAAAACGAAGGGGUUCACGCCCUAUUUGACGGCGGAAAUCGACAAGUUAGCGAAACAGGAGACGGAUAGUUCUGUCCCCGGAGUAGAGAAACCCGCCUGGGAACAGUUGACAGCGAAGGCUACUGAUGUCGGCAUGGACACGACGGCGGAGACGAAGACGAAAACUUACUUGUCGACAACUUUGGAGUUGGAUUUGAUUGAUUCUGGGGAUUCAACCUGGCUCCCCAGAUCCGAGACGAUGCUGCAGCUCUGGGUCCAGUCCGCAGUGCAAAAAUCGGUGAAAUCCAUCGCAAAUGUGGAUAUCAAGUCCGACCACGUGUCUGUGUUGUUGGCGGAGGAGCUGCCGAAAACCGGUAAUACCGCGAAAGCGAAGAUGUCGAUCUCGAUCCCCUUUGAGUCAACCGAUUCUGCGCCCGUGGAUUUACCCGCGGUUUUGUCCGCCUUAGGGGCGAACAACGCAGCGCAAUUCAUGGCGAACACGAAGACGGAAUUGGAGUCUUUUGGUUUAGGCUUCCAAUCCGAUGUGAAAAUCAUCACACCGGAGAAGACCGAGAAGCUCCCGGAAGGGUUGACAACGACCACGACUACAACAACCACUACUGUUGUUGGCGCGACGCCGAAAACCGCCAGAGAGGCGGCGGCGAGCACCUACGGGACGAAGACUGUAGUCGAGCAGUUGGCGGAGAGGGAAGAAGCAGAAGCUGGCGCUUCCGCCACUCCACCUCCAUUGUUCGCGCCGUCUGCAGAAGCGGUGGUUGCGGCGGAGCCGGGAAUUCCUGGCGGCAGUACGUAUCUUGAGGGUAAGUUCGACAUGAAGGUGACGAACCGGAUUUCCACAGAAAGGUUGUCGAACUUGCUGAAGGCAGCAGUUCGUGACUCCCUCCCCUUCGCCGCGCCCGCGACCAUGGACUUGGACUUCACGGUUGCGGUUUCUGUUGCACCGCUAUCCCGUUAAAAAGUAUCGUAGUUGUACUAGUAAUUGCAGUCAUGCAUGACUAAUGCGCGUCUUCAGGGAAAUCACCAUGACAAAUUCCAACUUUCCUCCUGAAAAAAUCUGUGUUGUAAUUUCUACCAACGACGAUACUUUUGUAAUGCAUAACCACCAUCACAGGAGCUGAUGUUUGGUGAGGUGAUUGAGGACCGGCAGACUUCGAUCAUCAUCCACGGUGCAGGUCUGAACACCAAAGCGGUUUCGCAAAUCCUAGACGCGUUGGACAAGAUCGAGGAGGGGAUGGUGACAGAGGCGAAAUCCCCGAUUGCAACUUCGUCUACUACGCAGGACGGAACGGUCAGGCAGAAUCCGGCUUUGAAAUUCCAACAACUCGUGAAGCAGUCGGUGGAUCAGAAGUUAUUAGCUUCCCCCUACAACACAACCACCGGUGGUUUCGCCGUGAAGGAAACUGCGAAGCCGAUUACCAGGACGGAAUCCGAGAUCAGCUACUCCUUCGGGGGAGCGGUGAGCCCGCCUCCGAACACCGACACGGUGUUCAUUACGAAAAGAGCGAUUGCGAACGCGCUGAACGAAAUCGCCGGGCUGGAGUUGACGCCAGACCACGUCGCCGUGGAUUUGAAGACGGAUUUCUCGCUCUCACCGGAGAUGUCGUACUCCGUCCCCUUCGCGAACCCGGCGCUUUCAGCCUAUUUGUCCGGGGAGAAAACGGCGAAGCGGGAUAUGUUUUUGACAAAACUAACCCAGACUUUGAAAACCGAAAUCGUUUCCUACAAACAGUCUCUCGAUCCAGCAACAGCGGGCACUGUGGCGGAAAAAGCUCUAGCGGAAUCGAAUCUCGAUCUCGCUUUGUCGCCCCCGACGGGCACAGCAGAGCAGGUUGCAGGCUCGUCGUUGACAAUUCCACCGACUGCGAAGGUUGCGAAGACUUCUGCUUUCGCUGAAACCAAGUUGUCGAUCGAUUUAGGAACGAACGACCCGACGAAGCGGCCGGAUAAAGACACGGUGAGGUCUAUGGUACAGAAGGCGGCGGCAGAGUCGCUGCAGGCGAAAUUCCCGGAUAUCACGAUCACGCCGGAGAUGGUCAUGGUUCGAUUCCCGCCCAAGGCGGAGUCCGAUACUGCGGUUACUUCGACGGAAGAGUUUUCGGUGUCCUUAGCGCUGCCGAACGUGAACACCAUCCCGGCGGCAGAGCAGACGAAAUUGCUGGAUAGUCUGUCCUCUACAUCUUCCGAAGCGUCUUCCUUAACAUCUGCCAUGGCGAGUACGGUGCAAUCUUUAGGUGUGGAGAACGUCGCGACCGAGAUCAAAGAACUUCCCCCGCAGCCGGACGGCACGCCGACGAAACCGCAGUUAACUGGGACGGACGGCGGUUCUGUGGACUUAUCCCCAACUGAGCCGCCGCCCGGCGCUCCGAGCUUGAACUUCAUCGAAGUCCCAGCUUCCAUCGUCACCGCGACGAAAACGGGGAUUUCUGAUACCCAGAUGCAGGGCUUAUUGAAGAAAGCGUUGGAGAAAACCGCACUGAAAGAAUUGUUCGAGAAGAUCGGCGCCGUCCCUUCUGGCCCGAAUAAGACCGAAACAGUGACCGAUGUUACUACUGGACAAACGAAAGAAGUGCAGAAACUCGACGCGAGUAAGAUCUUCGGAAUUGUCAUGGAGCCUUCUACACCAGUAGCUGCCGGUUCCACCGCGACGAAGAGGAAUUUCAAAAUGACCAUUCAGACCCAGGGCUUGACUGCAACACAACUUGGGUUAGUGAUGGCGGCUUUAGCCGACGCGGCGGACGAUUCUGUCUCUACAAAAGCGGAUGAAUUCGCUUCUGCGAUUAAGGAGGAAGUAGUGAAGGAAUUGCAGGCGAAUCCGAUUUCUUCUGUCGGCGAUCCGGUGAGCGAGAUCACAGCCGGGAAGAUGGAAACAGCAAAUAAAAGACCACAACUUUCCUCUCAAGUCGAAACGAAGAUCAGGCUGGAGAUCAAGAACCAAAUUUCCGGCGCACCGCUCAAAGAGGACAUCGUGAAGAAGAUGCCGAUUCAGCUGGCUUUCGCGAAAGCGCUGGAAAAGGUAACCGGGACGAAGUUGCUGCCAGAACAGGUCGCAGUUCUAGAUGUGGCGGACGCGGUGACGAUCGGCGCCGACGGCUCAGUGGAUAUCAACGUUGGCGUUGCUUCUUCUUCUCCUUCAAUUCUGUCCGCGUUGACCGAGGGGGAUGGGAACAAGGUGUUCGCGAACGUGUUGCAGGAGAUGAUUGGCACCGCGAUUACCGAAGCGGCGAGUAACAACGAGCUGGACCCGUCUGUACCAUUAUUAGUAACAACCGACACUUCUGCUGGCGUUGUCGCCCCGACGGUGAAUACCCAGUAUGUCGCGACGCAGGUCGGUUUGCCGGCGGUUGCGGCGGCGGCGAAGAAUUCUGGGGAGUUAGCGCCGACAAUGAGAACAGCCGCGGCGUCGACCGCGGAGGCGGUUGUCGGUACUACUGGCCCAUUACAGGUCGACAGAUCCAACGUCGUUGUCGGGUACACGCCGGGAGACGGUUCUGACGCUAGUGGUUUUUCUGCUAUGGUCUCUGUCCCGGUGAAGUCGAUUGUUUCUACCUCAAAGGCGCCGGUGGAUCCGCUUGCGGCAACAGCUGCAGCAGCAGCUCCUGCAACACCACCUGCGAGUGGAGGUACAACAACACCGCCAACAACCACUCCCAGCACUGGCGCGACGACACCAACCGUCGGCGAAACGGCAGUGACUUCCGUCGCUCAAACCGCGGGAUCACUCCUAGACGCACUGAAAUCUGCGAUGGCCCAGGACUCUCCUGAUUUCGCCGCGCCACUUGCGCAGAAGUUGGAAGUCCUUGGCGUGAAGAUGCAGGAGAACGUCGCGGCGGACACACCACCGUUACCAGUCGAGCAGCCGCCAGUGGAGUCCGUUCCGGCCGUUGCAGCUUCUACGGAGAAAUCGCAACUGACUUAUCUCGAAACCUCCAUGUCUUUCGUCGACUACAUUGAGGAGCCGCCAAAGACAAUCACGAAACCGGACGGGACGGUGGAGCAAGUCGAUGUUUCGCCUUCCACAAGCAAUAAAAACUUCCUGCAGAAAGAGAUCAAGCAGAAGCUUUCCUCAACGACUGAACUGACGAAACUUGCGAAGGAAGCGAUUGCGGAAGUUUUGGUCGAGUCAAGAACAGACCCGGUCACUGGGGAGAAGAUCGAAACCGCGGCGCCAUUGUUGAUUGAAACUUCUGAUGGCAGUUUUGAAGUCAAGCCGUCGGACAUAGCGGUGGUUAUCCGCGAAGUCCCCGCGACGGUUACGAGGACAUUCUCCAACGGCACAACAGUUGAAGUGCAAGUCAUGAAGAAGGAGAUGUCACUGUCUGUGCAGGUGCGGGAAACGGAAGACUCGUCUGAAGCACAAAGACAACUCCUCGCGUUGUUUUCGAAAUUGAACCCGAAGGCAAACUCGUUUCAGGAUGCUGUGCAAACCAGGGUGAUGGAACUCGCAGUGGAGAAGACGGUUGAGGAGAAGUUGGUGGAUACUUCAUUACCUCCAGCAGAACAGGCGAAGAUCAAGCAGCAAUUCACACAAGAAUCGUUAGCGACAAUCCAAGCGCCGGAGAACAGAGACAGCUUCCAAACCGCGGCGAAAGUCGAGAAGGAAAUUGCAUCUGCAGCAAGUACCGUCGGUGGGCAAGCGGCGUUUGAGACACCGGGGCUCUUGCCUGCGACGACGGAAAAGGCGAAGGAGGCGACGACGAACGCCUUGAAACGGGCGGUGAAGGAGACACUGAAGGAAAUCGCGGGUCUGGAAUUCGUAUGCAUUGCAAAAGUAUCGUACUCGUGCUGAUUGCAAUCGUGCAUGACAAACUGCGGUCUUAAGCGAAAUCAGCAUGACAAGCCCCAUUUUUCCUUUUGAAAAAAUUUGUAUUGCAAUUUCCACUACUCCUACUGCGAUACUUUUGCAAUGCAUAAUCCGAACUGGAGCACGUUUCUGUCAAACUCGACCCGGGCACUGCGGAGAUCGGCGCACCGUCGUUCUCCUUCUCCAUCCCCUCGCAGGGCAACGUCGCGACAGCGCUCUUCUCUGAAGGAAGUACGAAAACCGCUAGUUUUACUGAUUUGCUAAAGAAAAAGAUCAGCAAGCAGUACUUCCAGGCAGCUUCUGAUGAAACCUCAGAUUCCGCCGUUGAGGGGCUGCCGAAGGUGGAUGUUUCAAAUGUUGACACGACCCUACCCAUCGAGGAGCAGGAAGCGUCUUUGAUCACGAAACCGGUGCAGAUGACCGGCACGGCGAAACAAUCGAGAUUUACAGAAUCGACUCUGUCCAUCGGCCUGGCUUCUCCCGAGCAGGGUGGGCUAUUGCCGAAAUCGGAGGACAUGCUGAGAUCUCUAAUCGUGUCCGCGACGAUUGAUAGCGUGAAAGCACAGGCGAACUUCGACUUAACGCCAUCCGAUGUGACAGUAGUUUUCGCCGGGGAUGUUGCCGCGAUUCUGGAAAUGGUUUCCAAGAACGCAACUUUAGCGACCAAUUUGGACGCUACCGUGAUUGUGGAAGUCGCUGACUCCCCGACGCCGGAUCCGACGACCAAAACGGUCGAAAAUUCCGGUGCGAAGGUGCAGCAGAUUGUGGAUCAAUUGACGACACAAGUCACCGGCGAGGACGGAAAGCCGAAAACGGUUCCUUCAACCGCUUUUGUCACGAAGAUCCAGACGGAAUUAGAGUCCUUUGGGUUAAAAGUUCCGAACCCACCAGACCCGGACCCGAAGAAGGGAAUGGAGCAAUCCGCACCAGCCACAACCGAAGAUUCUUGGGUGCCACCGGUGCCGGAGAAACCUCUGUCGUUAGGUGGGGAGAAUCCAAACAUCGAGCCCACGCCUUUGAUUGAAACGAACAUCAACGUGAAUCUCGGUUCGUCCUCCAAGGGUUUGACAGACAACACCGUGCAGGAAAUGAUAAGAAACGCAGUUGCGGAAUCUUUGGUCGCAGAAUCGACCGUCGGAGAACAAGCCGGACAGCCGGCGCAACCAGUGGUUCCCGGAUUCCUCGAUUUAGUCCUGGAAUCCGCUGGGUUUUCAAAGCAGGAACAACAAGCGAUGACAAAGGUUGAGAAAGCAAAAAAUGCGGAGAAGUUCAUGGAAAGUCAAAUUUCCGUGUUUUUCACCGACAAAAAACCGAAAGACAAAGCUGGUGGCGAGCAGCGCGCUUGCUCCGUUGUGAUCUCCGCGAAGUUGGCGAAUUCCACUGUCGUGCUGGAUUUGCUGCAGGCUUUAUCCAAGGAAUCUUCCUCCACUAACGAUGAGAAGUUCGAAGAAACGUUCACGGCCGCGCUGAAGCAAACCGCAUUGCAGACACAUUCUAUUCCACCUUCCGACAUUGUCACCGACGUCACCCAGAAAUCAGCGAAACCGGUGGAGCAGAUUUCCACGAACAUCCAGUUCGACUUCGAUAUUGUCCCCAAAGACCCGACAACCACGCCAGUGAACAUGAUUUCCGACAAUACUAUCGCCGAAGCGAAGGUUUCGGUCGAGGAAAUGAACAUGAUGUUGCAGGAGUCUGUCGCGUUUGCGUUGAACGGUACAAGGGGGAUGUCGCUGCAGGCUUCCCAAGUCGCGGUCAACAUUUUGGAUGACCUCAGUUCCAUCAUGACGACCGACCCAGCUGAUCCGAGUAAGAAACUCCUACCGUUGGUGCAGAAGUUGAACAAGGGGCAGCCAAAUGAAUCGUUGAACAGCUUGCUUUCCAACUUGAAUUUCACGAUCUCCAUCCCAGUGGCGUCUGACACGAACGAGAUGAUGCAUUUGGCGGACGAAACGGCUGGGAACAAGAUGUUUUUGAAAGCGGUCCAGAAUUCGAUGGCGUCGCAGAUUCAGACAUCGAAUUUUAUCCCAGAAGUGGUAAAACAGGAUUUGAAAGUCGAGACGAAAGAGUUGAAAACCACGAGUUCUGUCCCAUUAGCCCAGUCGUUCACCGAAGCGUUUAUGGAGAUUGACUCGCCGAUUUCCGAUGAGGAAUUGAUCGCGACGAUCAAGUAUCAAAUGUAAAAAUGUCUGGGUCUGGAAGAAUGCACGUUUGUCAUGCUUGUCUGGCAUGACUCUUAAAUCUGUCAUGCGCGUUACGCUAGAGCUCCGUUUUUCUGUGAUGCAGAAGCGCAGUUUGUCAUGCAGAAUAGGCAACACCUAGGAGCUCAGAAACUUGUCAUGCUGAGCCAGCAUUUGUAGCCUCAUCAUGAGACGCCACCCAGCAUCACAAGUUUCCAGACCCAGACACUUUUGCACUUGAUAUCAAAGGCGCUGCGGCGGAUGCGGUGGACACUUUGGUUCCGAACAUGCCGAAGGGGGUGGAGCCGAAGGACAUCACGGUGUUGAUUUUGAAAACCGAGGGAAACAAGAGGGAGAUUGUCGUGCAGACACCAGUGCAGAAAACGUUACCAAUUCAAACGGUGGAAGUGGUUGAAGAGGUGACGGUGACGAAUCCUGAUGGCAGUACCACAGUCACACAAGUGACGAAACAAGUAACUUCGGUGAAUGUCACUGCGGUUGCGACUGCGGCAGCCGAGGCGGAGUACAAGGGUUCUGCGAACGAGGUUGCGAACAAAAUGUCCGCGGCUAGCUUCAUGGUCCCGUUUUCGACGCGUAUGGAGGUGAACUUAGAUUCUAUGUUCACUUUAGACGCUCUUCCGGAGGAAACGCAACCACCGGCAGUCACCGAACCCGCGAAAACCGAACAGCCGGAGGAAUUGCCAAUAGUGACGGUUGAGGGCGAGAUGUCUGUGGAAAUCAAACCCGCGGAUCCGAGCAAAACCUUGACUGACAACCAGCUCACCGAUCUGGUGAAGGCGGCGGUGGCGAGCACAUUAGGUGCGACGACGUUUGAUCCGAAAACCGGGAAGAACACCAAGCCGAUGUUCCAGUUGUCGGGCGGGUCGGUUAUCAGGUCGGAUCAGAUCGCGGUGACGAAGUUGGACGGUGGGUUGCUAGAUCCGGACAAGCACACAUUCAAAAUCGCGGUCCACGGAAACCAGUUGUCCGCCGCGGAGGUUUCGGAAGCGCUGGCGCUGUUGACGAAGCCGCAGGAAGAGGAGAAACCAGCUGCGCCCGCUGCAGGUCCAGGUGCACCAACAACCGGUAUCAAAUGUAAAAAUGUCUGGGUCUGGAAGAGUUGGAACUUGUGAUGCAAACUCUGGAACAGACAAAAAUUUGUGUUGCAUGAGCGCCAAAAGCUGCCCACUUCUUGGCACGCAUGUGGCAAGUUUCUCAUGCGGGACAGGCAUCAUGAGGCGUGCUCAAAACCUGUGAUGCUUUUGCCUGCAUCAGACACCAUUUGCGUGAUCCGAAAUAUGCAUGACAAAUCUACAAAUCUUCCAGACCCAGACACUUUUGCAUUUGAUAACCGGCACCGGCACUGCAACUGCAGCCCCGCCGAGAAAGGACGUUGUGACAGAGAGGCAGCUGAACUUCCAAUCGUUAGUCCAGACCAAGCUCAUCGAAGAAGCGGUGAAGAAGAACCAGGAAGUGAAGCCAAAUUCCUUCGAAGUGGUUGGAUCCGCGCAGCAGACACCGUUAACCACUGUGAAGACGAAAUUGAAGAUCCAAUCAACAGGGAAGACCCAGAAGGAGGUCGCGGCGGCGAUUAGAGGUUCUGUGUCGAAAUCUCUGAACGAUUUGGGUGGAACGGCUUUGACUGCGGACCACGUGAGCUUGUUGUUUAUGGACACAAGUACAACACCCCCGACGGAGAUCUUCCCGGACAGUUUGGAAUUAGUUUCCCCCAACGCGGACAUUGAGGUUUCCAUCGUCGUUCCGAGUAACGAGAAAACGGUCAUUGAGCUAUUAGACCCGACGGACUUCCCGAACAAAGUGUUUAACAAAGCGGUGAUCAACAAUUUAGAUAACACCGCGACCAACACGGGAGUCUCAGUCUCCGGGUUUGAAAUCGAUCCAGCGCAGGGCGCGCCGAAGGUGAGCCAGGCAGUGGAUCUGGAUCUAUCAUUACCGGUGGAAGAUCUCGCGACGUUACCGGACCCGGAGACCAUGACGUUCGUGAUUCAGAACGCGGCGAGCGAAGCUUUGGUAAAAGCGUUUGAAAACGAACCCGCGGCGACGAAGGACAUGAUCUCGCUGGCGAGGGAUAUGAUUUCCUUAGUCUACCCCGAUCCGAAGAUCACAAGCAAUUUCACGAUUUCUGUGCUCUCCGUGAAGGAUUUGCCGUACAACGUCGCGACCGAAACGGCGGAGAAGAUCAUGCAGGUUUUGAAGGGAAAUCCGACACUGUUUCUCGCGCCUCUCCGGACGGAAUUGACAACACUAGGCGUCGAAUUCGACAAAACGAAGCCGAUCAACGUGACCGAGGAAGCGGCGGUGCCCGAGCCGGCAGCGAGAGCGGUUGCGCCCGCGUUGCAGGCUUCGGCGAAGCAGGGGGCGAUUCCGGUUCAGGAUUUCCCCGACGUUUCGCUUGCGUUCGUGGAAUCGAAAUUGUCCAUGCCGGUGUCUGCGACGAUCCGGAACGAUCCGAAGUUAGAGCCGUUGCUGAUCUCCGGGUCGGAUGAGCAGUUCGCGACGCUGAUGGCGAAGUCGCUUUCCAGGGCUUUGAAAAUUGAAUUCCCGGAUAGGCUGGCGUUAUUACCGAAGGAGAACGAGAUUUCGAUUACGAACAUAGAGGUGCACCCGGCGACUGGCGCGAGGACUUUUGACAUCUUGAUCCAGGGACGGAGGACGAAAGCGGACACUAGCUUGAUCGGCGAUAUCCUCGGUCUCGUAUCUUCUACCAGUGAGAACACAGAUUUGGCGAACCGGGUGUAUGCCAGUAUGGCCAAGGAGAUGACGAAGAUCGCGUAUGAAGAGGAAUUAACCGCUGGCACCAUGACGGAAGCUGAUUUACCGGUUUUAGUCCCAGAAGGAAUGGAAGCGCGGGCCAGCUUCAUGCAACCCUCGUUGGCGCAGGCACGGCAGAAAACGCAAACCGCAUCGGAAUUCGUCUACCGAGUGGAGGGUGGUGUUGCACCCCCGACACCGGAGGACUUGCAGAAAUCGGUGCAGAAGGCGAUCUUUGAAUCUACCGGGAUCAUGAUCCCAUUGGAGCAGGUCGCGAUUGUCUCCGCGAUUCCGACGGGGAAGCGGGAUGAGUUCAAGGUGAAACUCGCAGUCCCGAUGGCAGGCGAUGUGGUGCGAGCCGCAUUGUCUGCCUCGGACGCGGAGAAGAGUGGGCUGUUCGCGAAUAGCAUGCGGUAUAAAAAUUUGAUAGGGCGGGUGUUUUUGACAGAAUGUUUUUUUGCGUUUUGCGCAUGACAAAAUCUUCUUUGAUACCGAAUUGUGCAUGACAAACCGCAUAGAAGAAUUCUGAAUUAAGUACUUAUUCAAUCAAAAAAACAGCGACGCUCUCCGCGACAUGGGUCACUACACUGUGGCUGGCAUGAAAGUCGAAACCCAGGAUGCAGAGCGGUCGAACUUCAUCAAGGGGAUUGUUUCCCUCGAAUUCCCGCCGGACGACCCGUUUCUCCCCGCGUCAGAGAGGGAAACCGCGAAAAAGAUGGCGGCGAACGCGCUGCAAGCUGCCGUCGCGGAAUCGCUGCGGGAUAAGAUCCCGGACAUAGUGCCUGGUGAUGUGACGAUCACACCAUCGUCGGAGUACGCGGAUGGAAAUACCAAGAGCUUCAUCAUUGUGGUCAAGGUCCCGAAUGACGAUUUGCAGGACGGGCUCGCCUCCGUUAUCGCGGACAUGUUCAGCGCCGACGGGGAUAACUCCGCGUUCUUGACGAGCAUCUCUUCCUCUCUAACAGAAAAGGGCUUCGACACCCCCGUCCCGGAGAUCAAGGGGAAGGCAGAAAAUUCCGCGAACAUCCUCCCCGUUCUCCCCUCCGAAGACAGCGCGUUGGGCGAUGAAGCAGACAAGAAGUGGGCGGACGGGCCGACUUUGGUUGAAGCAUCACUUAUCGUCACUCUGUCCGAAGCGAGAACCAAUGAGUACCCGGUUAGGGAGUUGGAUACGGUUGUCCGGAACGCUUUAGCCGCGACUACCGGGACGCUUUUCACCGCGGAAGACAUUGCGGUCGUGAUCUUCCCGACAUAUGAAGAAACAGUUCUCCAGCCCAACGAGGUAAAAGUGACGUUCGCGUUUUUCUUGGAUAAGGUCAACGCCGCGGCUGCGCAGUCGAUCAUUUUAAUCUUCUCUGAAGGGUCUGGUGACGCGACGCAGCAAGCAACGGAAGCGGCUUUGACCACCGCUUUGAUCACCGCUGCGGGCGAGGAGAACCUCGCGAAGGUGGUUAGUUGCAGGUUCAACGGGUUCGCGAGAAUCGCCGCGCAUGUGACUGUGGGGAUGAAGGUAACCGCGCCGACGGCUACCGCGCCGACAGAGGAGAAUUUGAAGGCGAAGAUGAAAUCCGAAGCCGUGAACCAGUUCAACGCCGUUGGUGGGUAUGAGUUAUUACCGCAACAUGCGCAUGUCAAAGUCAACUCUGUUCGAAGACGAAUGGCGGAACUACCGGUGGAUCCAAAGAAACAACGAAACAAGGCGUUCGCCGGUAGGAGGAAUUUGGAACACCAGGAGCGGAGGUUACAGGAUGCGACAGACUUCGACAUGGACGUCACAGUUCCGGUUUCGGGCGCUUUGGCAAGGGACUUAACCUUGACAUCGCAUCAAAUGGGCCAGGACGUGACAACGUUCAUCCACGGGAACAUGACGCAGAAGUUAUCGGACGCUGGGCAGGGGGACAUUUCCUCCACAGUGAUCGAGCGCGAAGGCCGUCUCCGGUUCUUCAUGGAAUUGCUGGGGAAAAUGCCCGCAAGUCUCGGUGUUGCGCCGGAGACCAAGGCGAUUCUGGCCGAUAGCGCUGGUAUAGGAUAAUUUUGGAUUUUGAUUUAUUGCUAUAGUUGUUCGUUAUCCUUAUCGUGCAUGACAGAUUUUUUCGCUUUUUGCUGAUUCUGCAUCACAAAACAGUUCAACAGGUCAUCUACAGCAACUUCCGCAUUUUUACAUACAAAUCUCUCUAUCAGGUCAAGCCCUUUCCCAAUUCGCCCUCGACUACAACGUCGGUGCGGUUUCUGCGAAGCAGGUCGUCAUUCUCGCCGAUACAAACAGCAACUACAAGUUCGCCAUUCUGUUCAGCUCCGAUCAACGGCAGGAGAUCGUGCUUUUGACCCAGAACCUGGCGAUUCAUAAAGAUAAGUUCACGGCACCAUUGAAGACCAGGAUCGAAAUGUCCGGUGUUGGCUUACCAACAGAGGAGAAAUUCACGCUGGACGAAAUCCGGCCCGCGAUGCAGGCAACCACAACCCCCAUGGACACGGAGGAAGAAACCUACACGGUGACGAACGCUUUCGCUCUAACCGUGCAGGAUAUCAAUGGCAUGAUGAUGGCGGCUACGGCUGAAGCCGUGAACAGCAACACAGCCGGCGAGACGAAUCUCGCAGCGCAAGAUGUCGCUUUGGACACAAUAAGCGAAACCGGUGGAAGCCGGGCUUUGGAGAUGCUGCGGCUGAGUGAGGAGAGAAGCGAGGCGAGAAUGAACAGGAUGAGAAACAGCAUCAGCAGAAGACCGACAUUGGGGUCGAAGGAAGGUAAGUACUUAUUCGGGUUUUGCAUCACAAAUUUAGAAUAGGUUUGUGGUUUUGCAUCACAAGUUUUUUUCGCAUUUAUUUCUUCGGUUUAGCAUGGCAAAAGUAGCCUUUUCGCAUGACAAAUUUCAUCACAACUUGACACACGACAACUUGAACACAUCUCAGGUCCAGCCUCUGCUUACCAGCGGUUGCUCCAGGCUUCGGACUCGAAUUUGAAAAUCCAGAACAUGACGCUGACCAUCCCUACCACCUCCCCCCUCGCGAAGAUUAUUCUCUCCGAGGGUAAUACCGUGUUCAUCAACGCUUUUUCCGCGAUUCUCUCCACCAUGGCCAACGCUAUUGGCGUGAACAUCGUGAAAGCGGACUUAUUCGGUGAAGCACAACCGCCACCCGGGCAGCCGAAUUCCAUGCAGGCAAUUCUCGCUCUGUACAUGUCCGGCGACGCCAACGCCGCUUUCGUCGCGAUGAUUCAGGGCGCAAUCGCCGCGGCACUAGCUGCCGCAGCAGGGAUGCCGAUCGACUCCGGGCAGAUUGUCGUCACUAUUACCGGGUCGACAACUCUUCCAAAUGGUAUGACGCAGAAGGAAGUCGACGUCGCGGUGAAUAUCAAAAAAUCAGAAGCGGGCACCGCGAAAGCUGCGGAAACACAAUCUACCGCAGUCGCAAACGUGAUGACCGCGGGGAACACGGAUUUUGCGGAGGAAUUAACCACGCAGGUAGCCGCAGUAGCGGAGGAAAAGGGCAUUGUCGUCGACACAACGGUCUCGAUCGCGCCACUGGUUGAAGCGGUUGUUGCUUUUGUCCAAGCGGUUGUGAUCACGAUCAUUACAACUACAACCACCACAACGACAACAGAGCUCACCACGGAACCGCCGGCAAUAGUCACGGAUCCGCCAGAAGUGGAGGAGGAGGAAGCGGAAUUAGUCCCGCCGGGGACAGAUGCGGCUUCCGCAACACUCAUGAUCAUCGUGAUGGCGCUGUUCGUUUCUGGUGGUUUAGCGGGUUACCGGCACCAGGUGAUGAAGAAGCGCGCGAAGAUGUUCCACGACAUGAUAGAAGACGCAUUUGAUGUCGUGUUCGAGCAGAAGACCCCGGAUAUUGAAAUCGUCCCCUGGGACAUCUUCAUAGAACCCUAUUUGGACGGAACCGAACCGGGGAUAGUGGAUAUGAUUCUCGGGAAAGGACCGAGGGAUCCGUUGUUGGAUGAUCCAAGCUUGUCACCGGAGUUGUUAGCGAUCAAACGGCUACAAGAACAGCACAAGGAAUUGCCGCAUGGGGAAAAUCACGGUAGUAGUGCACAUGCUGGUGGUCACAACUCCGACCAAUCUACCGCCGCGGGUUCCGCUACAGCGAGCGAUACCGAGUUCAACGCGAAAGCACACGACCCGAACGCGGGCGAUCAUUCCAUCUUGCACCACAAACCACCAAUCGCGAUCUACAACUUCAAAGUGUUAAUCCCGUUUCCAAAUGGUGAGAACUACCAGGGUGUGGGCGUGGACAAGAAAUUCUCAAGAUGGACGAAACUGAUCGACCACAAACUCGCGGAUAAAAUGCACCACGAGAAGCUGCAGAUGCAGAAAGCAUAUCUCGGGAAGCCAGAUCCGGAAAUCAAGUUCAUCGAUCCGCACAAGGAUUUACCGCUCGGGUUGUACAACAACGCGAAAGAAUUGUCUGAGACGAUUCUGGACCAGAUAGUCGACAAGGAUUCCCCACGGAACAUCCCCGACCCGUUAGUCGUGAAACGGAAGCUCGCGGAAUUAGAAGAGCGGAAAGCGAAGAGGAAAGCGGCGGAGGAAUACGAUAAAGCUCAUCACACCCACACCGCGCACCACGGAGAGGAUCUGGAAGCGGGUCAUGAUGAGGAUAAGGAAAUUGAGGCGAUUAACAAGCCGAGAGAGGGGUUGUUGGAAGUUUUAGAAGUCCACGUGAAGAUCGCGAUCGGCGAGCGGAUCCACAGCUACCGCGAGGAUGAGCAUGAGGAGGAAAGACACCAUCACCACCACAAGAGGAAGCACAGUAAAGACGACCAGAAAUCUCUCUCCGAGUCUUCCGAUGGAAAGCCGGGAAUCCACAUUGUUUCCGAUUUAGUCGACAUUUCUAUCGACGACUACGAAGUGGAAUCAGUAGAGGAGUUUGACUAUCCACUGCAAAAUUGUAUCGUACUGGUACUACUUCUACUUGCAUAUCGUGCAUGACAAAUCUCCAGAGUCUUAGCUGACUCAGCAUUACAAAUUCCAGGUUCUUUUUGAAAAAAUUUGUGAUGCAAGUUGUACUUAGUACGAUACAUUUGCCAUGCAUAUCGACGAUCCUGGCGAACUCCGCGGCAUCGCGUUGUUCCGCCACGCGGCGGAAAAGGCGAGAAGACAGUUGAGAGUCACGAAGGGGCAUAAAGCCGUCGUGAAUGACGAGGAAAGAUUGCAGUUGACCCAGGCACAGCGGUCCUUCGCCAACAUCGCGAGCAGUCUGAUGGAGCAACAGGGGAGCAAAAAGGGAGGCUUGCGGUUUUCCUCUUCCAUGCUCGUGAAGCAGCAGGAAGAGGAGGACCGGAUCAAACAGCAACAGAAAGAGAAAAGACGGGAGGAAAAACGGCAAAUGAAGGCCAUGAUGUCCGAUGAGGAAUUAGAGGAAAGAAGACAGUUGAAAAAGCAGAAGAAAAAGGACAAAAAGAGGAAAUCCAGCACUUCCGCCAAGAGAAAAUCCUCCGUCGCGAGUCAAGAUUCUAUGCUGUCGAUCGAAGACGGGACCGUGGACGACGCUUUUGACGAAAACGUCAAUGAGUUGAGAAACAUGACAAGAGCCUCGACGGAAAAAAAGCGGUCUAGCUCCCCCGGCCAGGCGAGGUUCGAGGACGUCGCCAGGCGGGACAGCAUGGAGAGUUUGGAUCCUGAUGUGCCAGUGGAAAGGUGAAGUGGGUUUUAGAUGAACAAAUGUAAGAGUUGUUGUUGAAAAUAACUCGAAAAGAAAAAGAUUCGAACUUUUUUAAUUCUUGCGAUAAGCAUACUUACUUAAAUUUUAAACGAUGUGAUGUGCGAAAAUUGAAAAUCAAAUCAUUGACAGAAUUGAUGUGCAGAGAUGUUUGUCAGAAAUUCUAACAGGAACAGCAAAAAUGGCUACAACUCCAUGUGAAAACAAGUGUGAACAACCUAAAUUUUUUUUUUGAAUCCUUACCCCCAUUAGAAUUAUCGUCUGAUAUCUUUCUGUCCUCUCUAUUUCUCUACCCCAUUUUUCUGUCCUCUCGAGAAUACAAAGCGAAAAAACUCCAAAACAGUCCUCAAUUUGAUCGAAAAAACGUCCUCAAAACUCAGAAAGAUUUACGUAUAAGCAUUACAUACUCUAUCCGAGAUACAACUCGUUAAGACUCAUCAAUUGACAAUUUCAAAAGCUCAUAAAUAUGAAUCACAAAGACUCUUGCCUACAAGCAAAAGUACCACGUCCUCACAGUGGGAAAUUGCUUCUGCGCAUGGUUUUUGUUUUUUCUCUUUCUGUGAAUUAGACUCGAAAAGAAUAGAUAACUGCAAGAUAUUGAAAAAAAUGCGAAAAGAAUUAAAAACGCCGGCAAUUUAUUCCAGCUUUUGGUUUGCCGGUCGUAAUAUCACGAUCUAAAAAACAGUGUCACCCAAAAAACCUAUGCAAAUCGGAACUACAGAGAAAAAGUACUACAAAAUCCGUAGAGACUGAAACUAUGCUCCAGAAAUAGCACAGAGUGGUUUGACCUAUCCAAGAUACAGCAAAUUCAAGCGCGAAGGUGGUGUGGGAAAAACUACACAAGAACUUCUGCCGCGAAAUAGUUUUAUCCAAGAUACACAAAACCGAAUCAAUCGCUUAAGUUGGCGUAUUUUUUUAGCUCUUCACAGGGAGAAACCGUUUCGAAUCUGUGCAAAUGAA